AGGCCUCGACAGAGCUGGAAAGAGAGGAAAGGAAGGACGCCCCGAAAUGCCCCUCAUCAAGUCCCUCGGCUCAGCAGGUCUUUUCGUCGUCGUUGGGCUCAGCGUCUCUCUCACCGCAUUGCGUAUAGGACAGACUGUAGUCCAUCUCACGACGCACGAUGUCGACCCCGAACCAACCUACAGCUGGAUCGGAAACGACAGACCUUCGUCAUGGGAUCUCAAUCAACGCUCGACACCUCCCGUCCUACUUACCCUCUCCGACUCAACGCAUUACGCGCUAAAUAACACGCCGCUCAUCUCUUCCCUCUCCUCUUCCCCGUCCUCCAACUCCCCGUCCAACUCCAACUCCACCACCCCGGUGCCUCAUGCCAACAACGACGACGACACACGCUCGCACCCGUCCCCCUACUCCUCCCUCCUCUCCAACGCCGAAUGGUCCGCCGCCGCCCUCGCACCCGGCAAAACAGGGCACGUCCGUCUCGGUCCAGACCAUCGCAUCUUCGCACUCACGCUCUCGCACCAGAAUCACUGUCUGAAGAUGAUACAGCGUGCGCUCCUUCCUUGGGUUGGUCCCACUCAACACGGUGCCGAACGUCCAACUCAAGGCGGCGGAGAUGGAGGAAGGGUGAUGAAUGAUGGGGAGGCGAAACCGCACCAUGUGAGACAUUGUUUUGAUUAUUUGAGGCAGACUUUACUUUGUUCUGCGGCGAGCACGGUCGAGAGGGGGGAUUUUAUGAAGAGUGCUGGACGUUACUUUGGAGAUGAUUCUCUAGCUAGGGAAGGGACAGACGGGGACGAUGGGGGGAGGAUGUGGAGGGGCGAUACGUUGGUGUGUGAGGAUUGGGAGAGCGUGUUUGGGGCGCUGGAUGGGAAUUUGGGGGAGUGGGAGGAGUGGAAGGCGAUGUGGAAUUGAAAGGUUCGUUCUCGUUCGGAAGGGUUAGAUUUCUGUUUGGAGGAGUUGAUUUGGCGAUGGUUGGCUGGUCGGUUGAUGGUCGUUGGGUUGUUGUAUCGAUUCUACAGUAUUUCAUGGGUUAUUGAGCAUUUUGUCUUCGC
Stereum hirsutum FP-91666 SS1 is the source of this 1053-nucleotide messenger RNA. RefSeq lists its product as uncharacterized. NCBI's taxonomy places the organism in Eukaryota, Fungi, Basidiomycota, Agaricomycetes, Russulales, Stereaceae. Bases 47 to 913 code for a protein of 288 amino acids. Gene Ontology annotation, biological process: mycotoxin biosynthetic process. The transcript is spliced from 2 exons. The record is from RefSeq and is a predicted model, not a curated record.